Molecule: messenger RNA, 429 nt
Organism: Pieris macdunnoughi
Lineage: Eukaryota; Metazoa; Arthropoda; Insecta; Lepidoptera; Pieridae
Source: the annotation of a GenBank genome assembly
AUGUCUAUCUGUAAAAAAGAAUGUGUUAAUAUUGAUGAAGUAUACCAAUUGGACCUCAAUAUGCAGAACAAGAAGAAAGAACUACUUAGAAUGUUGGAUGAAUAUGAGCUGGAGCAGUGCAUUGUGUGCUACCGGCUCAGAUGUUCCUGCCAUUCAAAAUACCAGCCGAUCCAACAUAUAAGGCCCACUAUAGAGGACCACCAGGCCUGGGUAAUGGCCAGUACUCGUAAAGAAGAAGCCGCCAAAGAAAAGAAGGUUCUGCAAGUGAAGCAGAACCUUGUCAAUAGCAACAGCUGUAGUGAAGCGGCUAUAGAUGCCUUUUUUAAAGCGUUCAAAAUGUCUUCCAAUACAUCUGUGACGUACCUGUCAAUUAAACUCGCUGAGGCAUACUCACAAAUUAAAAAAAAGCAAGAAUAUCGUUACUUCUAA